Botrytis deweyae is the source of this 912-nucleotide messenger RNA. RefSeq lists its product as uncharacterized. Lineage: Eukaryota; Fungi; Ascomycota; Leotiomycetes; Helotiales; Sclerotiniaceae. Bases 1 to 912 code for a protein of 303 amino acids. The transcript has 3 exons. The record is from RefSeq and is a predicted model, not a curated record.
AUGUCCGUCUCGACUACAACGACCACUGUCUCCUCUGCGCCUAUCGUCUCUUCCUCCUCAACCACCACAUCUACUAUUUCCUCAGCACCAAUCUCUUCUUCUUCUAGCACAGUCAUCUCUGCCUCAACUCCACUCGUCUCUUCCCCUCCCUCUUCAACUCCAAUCAUCUCUUCCUCUCUCAUUCCAAUCUCAACACCUUCAGCUUCGCCAUCACCCUCACUCUCACAACCAUCAAUCUCCUCCGCCUCAACAACCCUCACACCUCCAUCUCAACACACAGCCUCUCAAACCCUCUCCCCAUCCCACAUAUCCGCAGAACCAUCUUCUCUCCUAAAAAUAGCCACUCCGAUUGCCAUUCCUCCUCCUACAGGUACUUCUAUAUCUCUCCUCGCCCAACUCCAAGAAGCCCUCGACUUCACCUCCACCCUCCUCGGUCUCUUUUUCGUUUCCCUCCUCACCCUCCUCUUCAUCUACUGGAGCACUCUCUACAUCCUACGCAAAACCGUCGGUAUAAACCCCCGCGACACAUCACCCAUCGCCCAACUAAAAAACAAAAACAAUACCCCCAGCUCCUCAACCUCCCCCAAAUCACCCACCUCCCUUCAAACUACCACCCCUUUCCCCCCAAAGAAAGAAGUAGGAUUUGCCCCCCACCCCUCCGACCCCGAAUUCCCCUGGCCUACGGACGGCGUCCAACUCGCCGGUCUCGGGCCCGUCCCCGAUUCCGAAAAAGAUAAAGUGGCGCAAAUAGCGCAAGCUACGGGUUCCGAGGAACUAGGCGAGGCAUCGGGAAGGAAAAAGGAGGAUGUGCUGGCGGAGGCAGAUUUGGAGUUUCAGAGGGGAGUGAGAGAUGUGAGUGGGGAUACGGAUGCGAUUGAGAGGAGAGGGGGGAGGAGUUAUGGGGCUUUGUAG